Hippocampus comes (tiger tail seahorse) is the source of this 2788-nucleotide messenger RNA. It is a transcript of the gene nr2c1, whose product is annotated as nuclear receptor subfamily 2, group C, member 1. Bases 92 to 1909 code for a protein of 605 amino acids. The transcript is spliced from 13 exons. NCBI's taxonomy places the organism in Eukaryota, Metazoa, Chordata, Actinopteri, Syngnathiformes, Syngnathidae. Gene Ontology annotation, molecular function: DNA-binding transcription factor activity; sequence-specific DNA binding; zinc ion binding. The record is from RefSeq and is a predicted model, not a curated record. Gene Ontology annotation, biological process: regulation of DNA-templated transcription.
GGUAUUCCAUAUCUGUUUGCUCCCUAGGCGCACAUACUUGAUGGGCCACUGAGGCGAGUCGCAGUGGCCAGUGGAUGUGUGCCGUGUGAGUAUGGAUGGGCACGCGCCGAGGAUACAGCUCGUGUCAGCAGAUAGCAACAUGUCCAUGGGGCACCGAAUUCAGAUUGUGACCGAUCCGCAGAAGAAGAUCCAGAUUGUCACCGCCCUGGAGCCGGCGUCUCCCGGCAAGCAGCAGCAGUUUAUCCUGGCCAACGCCGAGUACUCCCCCGGCGGGAAGGUGAUCCUGGCCAAGCAAGAGGGCUCCCCCAACAAGGUCCUCCUCGCCAGCCCCGACGGCUCCGGGGUCAACCAGCUGCUCUUCGCCUCUCCCGAUCUGUCAGGACCGCAGAUUCAGUUUGUCACCGAGGGCUCCGAGCAGUCCGUUGCCAAGCCGAUUGUGGAGUACUGCGUUGUGUGCGGGGACAAGGCCUCCGGGCGCCAUUACGGAGCCGUCAGCUGCGAGGGCUGCAAGGGCUUCUUCAAGCGCAGCAUCAGGAAGAACCUGGUGUACACGUGCAGGGGCUCCGGCGAGUGCGCCAUCAACAAGAUCCACCGAAACCGCUGCCAGUACUGUCGACUGCAGCGCUGCAUGGCCGUGGGCAUGAAACAGGAUUCCGUGCAGUGCGAGAGGAAGCCGAUGGACGUGCCCGCCAGGGAGAAGUCCGUCAACUGCGCAGCCUCCACGGAGAAGAUCUACAUCCGCAAGAACCUGUGCAGCCCGCUGGCCGCCACGCCCACCUUUGUGUCCGACAGGGAGACUUCCAGGUCGGCGCAUUUGCUGGAGUCCAGCAUGUUGCUCAACAUCCAACAAUCUUUCCCCAAGCUGGAAAACACCAUCUUGAUCCCGGCAUCCCCGGAAAAGCACGACGACCCCUGCCACGGCGACCUGGGCACGCUGGCCAACGUGGUGACCUCGCUGGCCCACCUCAACAAGGCCAGGGAGGCCGGCGGCGGCGAGCCGGCCGACACGCUCAGCAACGGCGACGGCUCCAUGACGGACCUGCAGGAGGACGAGCAAAGCGAUAUCACCAGAGCCUUUGACACGCUGGCCAAAGUCCUGCACGCCGGCGACGGCUCGCCGCCGACCAACCUGGAGGCCACCAUGCGGCUGAUGUCGGGCGACCAGUCGGGCCCGGUGUCGGAAGUGGAGGGCUCGCUGCUCUCGGAAAGCCAUAUUCCAUUCAAACUGAUGAUGCCCGUGCCCGUGCCGGAGUACCUCAACGUCAACUACAUCUGCGAAUCGGCCUCGCGCCUCCUCUUCCUGUCCAUGCACUGGGCGCGCUCCAUCCCCGCCUUCCAAGCCUUGGGAGGUCAGGAGGACAACGACAUCAACCUGAUGAAAGCUUGCUGGAACGAGCUCUUCGCGUUGGGUCUGGCCCAGUGUUCCAACGUGAUGAACGUGGCGACCAUCUUAAGCGCCAUCAUCGGCCAUCUGCAGACCAGCUUGCAGGAAGAGAAGCUUUCCCAAGAGCGCGUGAAAGUGGUGAUGGAGCACAUCUGGAGGCUGCAGGAGUUCUGCAACAGCAUGACCAAGCUGUCCCCGGACGCUUACGAAUACGCCUUCCUCAAAGCCAUCGUUCUCUUCAGUCCCGAUCACCCCGGGAUCGACAAUACCCUGCAGAUCGAGAGGUUCCAGCAGAAGGCCUACAUGGAGCUGCAGGACUACGUCGCGCGGACGUACCCGGAAGAUUCCUACCGGUUGUCCAAGCUGCUCCUGCGGCUUCCCGCCCUGCGUCUGAUCAGCGCCGCCGUCACCGAGGAGCUCUUCUUCGCCGGCCUCAUCGGCAACGUGCAGAUCGACAGCAUCAUCCCGUACAUCCUCAAAAUGGACUCCACCGACUACAACAGCCAGUCGCUGCCCGGGGUUUGAGCCUCGUCCCCGCCUCCGCCGCCCCCCUUUGGCCUCGGGAAAGCCCGGACUGUCGCAGCCGGUCUCCGGCCAUGGCGUGGUUGCGUCGCCGUUCGUCCACCAACCACACACCCCCCGCCCACCCUUCGAGUCAGUCUGCAGAGCCUGGUGGCAUAAGAUAAGAGAGUCCGCCGGCUGUUCAUGUGCACAAUCAAGACGGAAGCGGCGCCCUUAUAGCGUGUUCGCUUGACUGGACGCAAUUUUGCAAUUUCUGCUUUGUCCGCCUCAAGGCCUUUUUGCAAAACCGUCAACAAAGGCGGUUCUGGUGGACACGUUUUCUGAGACGCUACUCGUAGACGGCUUGGGACGACAUUUCAGGAUGAACCUAAAAUGCGUUGGCUACCUAAAUGGACCAAUACGUUUCCACCUCUUUGCGUUUCUGUGACUCUUCCGGUCUCUCUUUUGCAACCCGCUGAUGACACACUGUGACAGUCGAAACUUAGUGGCUGCACUGGAAGAGUAACAGAAAGCCACCAGUGGUCAUGCGUUUUAGUUUCCUUCUAAAUUUCCGCCCCAAACUUGAUCUCCCAAACUUUUUGGGAGUAGUGUACAAUCAUGCUGUCCUGUGGGUUUUUUUUUUUUUUUUUUUUUGCAAUUGACUCCCAAAAUGUCCUCGUGAAUUUAUUUGUGGCUAAAGGUUAUAACCUUGUUUUUCUUUGAAAUUGUGGAUUUGUUUGCCCAUCCAAAGGAUCGGACCAACAAUGCCGUCACUGUGUGUAAAUAGAAUUUGGUGGAGAGCACUCUGUGAUGAUCACAUCCUGUCUUUUGGACAAAAAAAAUAUCUCUGAUGGUCUUGUCAUAUGAAAAUAAAAACAAGUCUCUGAUAUUUUUCCAACUUCA